Messenger RNA from Spirometra erinaceieuropaei, 6904 nucleotides. Lineage: Eukaryota; Metazoa; Platyhelminthes; Cestoda; Diphyllobothriidea; Diphyllobothriidae. The record is from the annotation of a GenBank genome assembly.
AUGGAAGCUCUAGUAGAGUAUGCUAUGCAGCAAUUUUGUGAAGAAAAUAACAUCUUGCAGGAUAUUCAACAUGGCUUCCGGAGAGGACGUUCCCGCCUCUCAAAUCUGCUAGCUUGUCUGGACAUUUGGAUCAGGGCUCUAGAAGAGGGUUUUGAGGUCGAUGUCGUAUACGUCGACUUCCGCAACGCUUUUGACACUGUCCCGCACCAACGUCUUCUUCACAAAUUGAGCGACCUCGGCAUCCGGGGAGAUCUUCUGAACUGGAUUAGGGCGUUUCUGGUUGGUCGGAAACAACGUGUCUGUAUCGGGGAUGAUAUGUCAGAAUGGGUGAACGUGACCAGUGGUGUGCCGCAAGGCUCAGUUCUGGGACCAUUGCUCUUCAUCCUAUAUGUUAACGACAGCCUUCAGGAACUCGACUGCGACAAAGUAAUGUUUGCAGACGAUAUUAAGCUCUGGCAAGUCAUUAAGGGACCGAAUGAUCAGAGAUCCCUUCAAGAUAAUUUGCACCGACUGCAAGCGUGGUCGAAGAAAUGGCUUCUAGAUUUCAAUGUGGAGAAGUGUGCCGUCCUUCAUCUGCAUCCAACCAACUCUGAUUCAAACGAGAGCCUGAGGACUUAUCACCUGAAAGAUAUAAGGCUCCCCGCAGAAUCUUCACAAAAAGAUCUCGGGGUUUGGAUACAGAACAACCUGAAACCAACAGUGCAAUGCCACAAAGCUGCAAAAAACGCCAUGGGAGUGCUGUAUGCAAUCAAAUGGGCUGUCAUAAACUUUGACCAAGACCAUUUUGGGAGAGUUUACGGCACUUUUGUUCGGCCCCACCUAGAAUAUGGCAUACAAGCAUGGCGGCCAUGGCUAGUAAAGGAUCAAGCACGCUUCGAAUGGGUACAACGGCGUGCAACGAAGCCGGUAAACGGUCUAAAAAGCCAAUCCUACACAGACAGACUGAAUUGCCUUAAUUUAUUCACUCUGUGUUACAGGCAGCAAAGAGGUGAUCUUAUCCUCGUCUACGAGAUAAUACAUGGCCUUGAGUAUGGACUUAAAUUUGAGGACAUGUUUCAGUGGCACCUUUCACCCAAUCUUCGUGGUCACUCGAUGAAGUUACGGACAACAAUGUCCAGGCUGAAUCUUCGUUCUGAAAUUUUCAGGCAGGGGGUAGUGGAGAAAGGGAACGAUCUCCCUCAGUCAGUCGUGGAGGCUACGUCCCUGCAACUCUUGAAGAAACGCUUGAAUGAUUAUUUGUGUCCCCUGUUUUCCCUCGACAGUCUGAAUCUGAACUAAUACCCCACAACCCCGCAAAUAUUUUAUCUGAUACAAUGCUACUCAAAUGAAUCAAGUGCUGUUUUAAUAGCGAAUAUGUUUAUUGUUCGUGUACAGUUAUUUCUAACGAGCUGACAUGUAAUCAAUAGGGUUUUCAAGGGCAUUGCCUAUUAUCCUUACCAAAUAAACUGAAAUAAACUGAAAGAUCGGCUUCGGACUGGGAGUAUAAGGUUACAUAUACGGGUUUGUAUUUGUUUCUUGAGUGAAGUCUUUUGGUGGUGGAUAUGCGGAUAUUUAGACCACACGAUUGCAUAAGUUGCUGAAUUUUUGGUACUGGAUUAACCGUGUGGGGUAUGUUGCGGAUAAUUAAGUUAAGUCUGCGUUUCGAUUUGUCUGCGACUGCUGAUGAAAACAAGUGCAAGGUCGAUGCUAUUUGUAAUACGUUUGUUAGGCUGCUUGUUAAUGUAUUUGAGUCUGACAGCGAGUCCAACAUUGUAAAGAAGCGUCCAUGUUUCUCGAUAAAGUUCUGCAAACGCAUGAUGCCGGAGAGACCUAGUUCAUCAAAAAUAAAUUUAACAUAAGUCAUUUUUUAUAGGAGGGAGUUUAUAGGGAUUUACGUGUUAUUUCCAUAAAGUUGAUAAACUUUGUGGACAAUUGUCGUAGAAACUUAUCAAAGUGUUUGAAUAAUGACGAAUUUUAACUUAUCUUGGGUCAGUGGAUUUCGAACGUUUGUGCGAAUUCGUGCUCCGCCGAUGUCACCAUAGAUACAACGUUUUAAAAAGAACCUUGACAUACUUGUGUACCUAAAUGACCGACAGCGUGAGAGAUCAAGCUAAUCCCCUGAGACUCACUCCCAUAUCAUUGUAGGCUUGUUUGGAAUAUUUCAGCCCAGGUAAUUUCUCUGUACAUCGCACCCAGGUUUACGUUGCGAAUAGGGUACUCAAUGUCUCAUACCCGUUCCUCUUAAUAAAUUGAACUGAACUAGACACCUGCUCCCCUCUUCUGUCCUCCUUUUCAGUACCCUCCAGAACUCCAUCAUUUUGUGUUUUUCUGUUGGCUUACAAUUCAUAUGAAAGAACACCUUCAGAUCCAAAUUGCGAAGAGUCGCUCUUCCAUCUAGGCGUUUACUUAAUGUUUGAAAAUGAUUUUAGGAGAGCUUGUUUGUGACAGUCCAAGCGAUGAAUCUGUAUUUCAUAGACGGAGAGCUUUGUGCGAGGUAACAUAUGCUCCAUCCUUGAGGAUGGCAUAUGUAUGUGCUCGAAAAAGGUCGAGAUCGUGUUCGAUCUUCUAUUCUGUAAAAGAAGAAAUGACUCAGGAGCUUCCUUUAUGAUGUUUCGUUUUGCUACAUUAUUUGAUGCUCUGACUUUUUGAUGGAACUUCGACUGAUCAGUUCGCUCAUUUAUAAAACUUAUUUGCUGCCACCAACUCUUCAUAAAAUGGGCAAAUUUACCUCGGUGCUUGUCGGUAACUGAUAUCGCUCUAAUUUCUCAGUCGCAUGCUUUUGCUUAAACUGACUACUAUUCCACACAUUUUCUAACUGACAUACCUUGGAGAACACUACUAACUCUUGGAAAAGGUGUUUGAUUUUUUAUUGCUCGUUCUUUUGAAGUUCUGUUUCCUUAACAAUUUGACAUACCUCUUUUACUUGUGAAUGACAGAGAGUUCAAAUUUUCAAGCCUAAAGUUCGCUCAAAUAAACUGUUUUGUAACGUACUGCUGUCUUAGCGGUAACUACGAUUUGGUCUGUCUCUUGAGCCUUUCCAUAACGUCCCUCGUUAGUCAUUUCUUAUUUUAAACAUUUGUUCUUCUGGUUCUAAGGUAGGUGAUCGUGAUCAUAUUUUUUGGAAGCUCCGGUUGUAUCAUUAGCACGUUUUCUUUGAAUUUUCUCAAUUCCAAAAAGGCGUUACCGAUUAUUUGCAGCGUCGGCGAUACGAAUAAUCGGGCCACCUGAUAGCAUUAAGGCUCUCAGGACUAAGCAUUCGCUAGCCCGUAUGAUUUGCGAGCCAGUAAUCUAAUUGAUUGACGGUACUCGGCCUGUGCGAGAAGAGGAGCCUUUUUUCUACACCCCGUCGUCGAUGCCCACCCGAGUGCACUUUACCGUCCUAUUAAUUCAAUUUGAAAGGGACACUUGGCGUUCCAAACAAAACACGAUGAAGCCAAGUCGCGUGGCGGAACUUAAUAAAAGUAGAAGUGAAAUCGAGAAAUGCACAUCCGUGCCCACAGCGACCUUUAUCUUAAAUAGCGUUUCGCUGACAACGCUGAGCGUUUGCGGCAUUCCUAUCUUCGGCGUUGUCAGUGCUACACGGGUCUCCCAUAUUUUAACGAGAAUUAUGCGCAAUUCAUUGGGCCUCUACGACAGUGAUUGUCUACACCCCCUCUGCCCGAUGCACUCGGAUAAGUUGGAUUGAAACUAAGGGCAUUUUUCGCUAGUCAUUCUUCUUCUUGCCCUCUCAAAAUUCUGGCUUAUUACUGUAGAACGAUAUACAGCAUAGUGUUAUUACAUAAGUGUCAUUCUGACGGGCGAUCGUUGCUGCCUACCAUCUGACGACCGGUCAAUUCACCAUCAAAACGUGUGCAUGAAAUGAGUCAUUCUUCUCGUCACUCACACGGAUCUUGAUCCUUGUUUUACUGUGGGAGUUUCGCCGCAAUCGAAAUAAUCUUAUUAGCACGUCAUACCGGGCCACACGCGGUGUCGAUGAACGGAAGGGCAAACCAAAGUAACAUGUGGAUGGGCUGUUCAUGAGUAUCAGUAACGGCCUUCGAUGGUUCGGCGAAGCGAGAAGUGUGGAUCAACACAUCCUCGCCCCGAACAAAAACCGCACUUACUAUUCCUCCUAGGCUCCUUGUAAUGCACACGAAGUGAUUGGGAAGGACGACUGCAAAAACUUAGGCGGCACCGUUUUUUGGACGACGAUUUGUCUCCCUUCUUGAAGGUCGUUACAGCCACGGCGUCAUCCCAGCGUAUGUGUACCGUCUCUGUAUCGCAACUUUGGCUCGAAAGACUUUGUGGCCGGCUGGUAAUCACUUCUGAACCAGACGUAGUUUUCCUCCGGAAGACAGUCCUAUCCAGGUGCUUUGCUGUUAUUCACCAUUGAUGUCGUCUCAGGGAUGUAGGUAGAUGCUGGGCAUCGGGCACGGAGUUAGACUCAGAUACCGGGAUGGCAGCUGAUGAGGUCAUGACAACGCGUUCAGUAGUUUGGUAACGUGCCCCUCCCUUCUGGCUGGUAUGUUCGACAUGCAUGCCGUCACCGAAUCUUGCUUCUCCCUGUUUAUUUGACCAGCAAACCUAUUGAGUCGGCUCACAUUCAAGAUUUCGAUGUCUCCUGGCCUCAUUUUUGGCCAAAAGGCGUUGACCUUUUCAGAUUUCACUGCAGUCGUGUCAUCCAGGGCACAUAGUGUUACGGCGCAGGCCUCUAAAUUUCGAACCGGCCUGGAAGUGAACAGCCAUUGUACCACCUACCAACCGGUUUUUUUUCCAGCUCUCCAAUUAUUACGCCUAGGUCUGCGGUGACCCAGGGCCUCCUAAUAAGUAUUUUGGACAGUUUCCUUCAGUUCGAGCUAGUUUUUUUUCCAACGGAAAGCGCUUCAGAGGCAGCAGCUGUCCAUUUUUGCUCUGCAGAGUGACUGGAAACAGUCAGAAAAAACUCAUUGCAGUCGCAGGAGCCUCCAGACUUCAAAGAUUUUAGUUUUUCGCGGACUCUAUAGAAGAGAUUUGGAUUUGUCCUUUUCUGUGGACGUUGUGGCACCAGUUAAGAAACAUGCCUACUUAUUUAUCAUUCAGCUAGUACUACAGUAUUGAUUUGCAACUGACUGAUUUGCAACACUGGCUGGCAGGCUAGGCCACACUUCGUUUCUUGGAUCACUAGUGCCCGGGGAAGAUCCCACACAUGAACUGGCGUGAUUCAUAAGCAAUUUGUAGCUGCAUCCUCCUAGUUUGUAUAAAAUAAUGCCCUCUGAUUCAUCCUGGUGCCAAGCUUUCCUCUGUCACUCGACGUAGCUGUGCUGAGCGUUGCAACCACUCUUCGGUACCCGUCCCGACUGUCAGGCAAAAUCCAGUGAUGCUAGCUGGCUUAUCCUUCCAACGUUGCUGGUUUACAUUGCAAAGCCUUGUUCAGUUUUGUUGCGUAGCUAGACGUAGGCAUAAUGCUGUAUCAGUCACGACGCCAUAUUGCAUUCAUUUAUGACUUAGUCUUACAAUCGAUGCGUGGUAGGUGUAGAAAGAGUCAGGUCGACACUGCACAAGUUCUUCCCACAAUCUGGUUUACGAACAGUCAUCGCUGUUUUACGAGACAUUUGUCGCGUUCAACAAACUAUCGUUUGGAAUGUUAGGGACAAAAUUCCUCGCGUGAAGAUACAUGCUACUCUGCGUUUGACAUCCAUGCCGGAAAAUGCACAGGACCAGAAGUCGUUACGAAGCUCUGAUCUGCCUGGUUCUCCUCGUUCGAGUGUAUUUCAUUGGUGUAAAGGCCAAAAUUUGCGCACAAAUUCAAGCAAAUCUGCUCAAUUUACGGGUCUGGAACUGAAGAAGGGUGCGUUUUAGGGUUAAGAACUUUCCAGAAAUCCUGUACUCUACUCAGGUUGCCUUACUAAAGUUGUCAGAACUAUUUAUACCAGGGGCCAGUUAGCCCCGAGCCAGGCUUCCUUAGUGUUUGGUAAAACAUAGUGUGGGAUGUUGGUGUUUCCACGCUUUUCUGACAAGCAUCCAACUGGAUUUCAAUACAAUAUUGCUCUCAGAACCAUUUAUAAAACGCAAGCCGCCGUUUUUUGGAGGUCAGGGAAUGAACAUCACUCCUUAAGUGCCAGGAGGUGCAUCUAAACAUAGACUCACAGUGGUAUGCCUAGGUUUCGCAAAAUCGACUUACCUUGUGGCGCCGUACCUAUGGUUACUUUUUUCCUGUGUUUUCUCUGUCCCACGUUUAAUCAGCUUAGUUGACCGAUUCCAGUCUUUCGGUUAACUACCACGCGUAUCUGUUGUACUGAUCCUGUGCCGUUCUUCCAAGCGCUUCAGACAACGAAAUAGAUCUUAAAAUGUUCCGUAUGCAACACCGAAAUAAUAACUGAAUAAACUGUUUCUCAACUAUGUCAGUGAACAUUUGUUUUUGUAUCUCUGUCUGAUGAUUUGCACUUAUUUCUUUUUCCAGACCACGCCAUGGUUGGCGUUUUCCCAGUCUUUAAGCUGGGUAUCCUUGCCGCCAAACAAAUCAGCCGCCCCAUCGUAAACAACCUAAAACGCCGAGCGAAGGACAACGCCUUCUUCCACCGUUAUAUUUGCACUCCCCCGGGGCAUCGUAAGCCAGUCGCUCCAUCUCACCCUUCAUCAUUGCCUAUUUUCAGUUUACCAUCUUUGGGAUACUCGACUAAGACUGAGGUUACUCGGACUGGAAAAGCCCAAAACGGUACAAAAACUGUCCGAUGAUGCGGCGGCUGAAAUUGGCGCUGAAAUCCUUGGGGAGUUUAUAAUGUUUACUAUCGGGACUGUUCUGCUUGCUCUGGAAUAUCGUCGACAGUCAAAGAAUGAAGCCGAAAAGGAAAAACGACUGCAAAAUCGAUUAUCCGACCUCCGCUCCUCCAUUGAUGAGCUAGAGAGACAGUUACAGUUUCAUGAAGGGAAACUAGUCGAGAUAAAUAGACACCUAACACACCGAUGA